GAAAGAAAACCACAGAGCAGAGUACCACGUAGUCUUUCUGUUCACUUUGUUUCAGAAACUCUUCAGGCUCUUCCUACUGUCCUCUUCCACCUCCUCUCUUCUCUAUUUCACAGAUGUCGCUGAGGCAGGUGACCUGAUCCAAACCUGAAGAAUUCAGGGGAGGAAGGGAAGCCUUCUGCUUGAGAAACUUUUCCAUCCUUGAUAUACACAGGAAAUGAAGACAUCACCUGCCAUGCUUGGAAUUGGGAAAUUGUUUUGGGUCCUCUUCCUGAUCCCACAUUUGGGCAUCUGGAGUAUCGACGGGGAAAAACCAUGUGAUGUACAGCUUUACAUUAAGAGAUAUUCCAUACACACUGUGUCAGCAGGGAAUCCAUUGCAACUGGAAUGUCCUGUAAAAUACUGUGCGAACAGACCUAACGUGACCUGGUGCAAGCUCGAAGGAAAAAGCUGUUCAUAUCUGGGGAAUACACCUCAGAGACACACGAGUUGGGAAGUAAGGAACAAUAGUUCCAUUUUUGUUCUUCAUUUUGAUCAAGUGCUUGUUAGUGACAAUGGAUCAUACCGCUGUUCUGUGAAUAUUCCAUCUGGACUCAUUGCAAGCCACUCAGUAACCAUUAAUGUGACAGAAUGGACUCAAAAUAGUUCAGAGCAUCCUCUAAUAAAUACAACCAGUGCCUCAGGACCACCCUUCGUGGAAGAGAUCGUGGACAGACGAUGGAUCCUCUAUGGUUUUCUUCCUUUGGGGGCAUUGCCUUUGCUCAUUACCUGUUUCUACCUGGUCUGCUGCCUGAGAAGGCACCAAGGGAAACAAAAGGAGCCUUCUGAUACAACAGGAAGGGAAAUUAACCUGGUUGAUGUUCCCCAGCCCUUUAGGAGUGAACACACUGAAGUGGGCACCAGGCAAAACUCCCAAACACUGCAAUCAGAAACUGGAAUUUACGAUAAUGACCCCUGGUUCAGAGUCCAGGAAGAGCCUGGGGUUUAUUCUAACCCGUGUCUGGAGGAAAACAAACAGGGCAUCGUUUAUGCUUCCCUGAACCAUUCCAUCAUUGGAAUGAACCCAAGACAGGCAAGAAAUGUGAAUGAAGCACCUACAGAAUAUGCAGCUAUAUGUGUGAGGAGUUAAAUUUGGUCCUGCUCUCCACCCAGUAACCAUCAGCAUGGCAGCACCAUUGUCUGAGCCCACAGAGUGUCAAAGAAUAUUCCUUGACCUGAGAAGUUUCACUUUAAGAAGGUUCAUGUUGGUGCUUGGGUCUUAAGGGUCCAUAGGACAAAUGACUAAAAUUUCUCCCAGAAACUUCUUUGGGAGGCUUUUAUACUAUAGUCUUAACAAAAUCUUCUCUCAAAAACUGAGUGAUAUCCUGAGUAGCAGAGUAGUAGAACAUUUAAACUUAGCUACAUUUUACCCAAUAUACAAACUCAAUAUUUUCUUUGGAGCUAUCAGAGACACAUGUAGGGAAGUGAAGUUUGUGUUAUCUGGGUCAGUUCACUACACUCUCUUGAAAAAGAAAGAAUGUCCCGAUUAACUAACUAACCAUAAAUAUAGUAAUGGUAGUAUGUUUAUUUCUAGUCAAUCUUCCAUAAUAAGAAAUUUUCUUCUGUCAAUCUAAUACCGGGGUUUCUUAAAUGUAAAGGGGAAAUAACUUUAGAUCUGAUGAUAUUAGAAAAGAAUGGAAAGGAUAAAUGGUGCAAUAAAUAUGUGGAAUACACCAACUGGAUGUGAGGUAGAUGUUCCCCAUAUCUGACAAACAAAUGCCUAUAUCUAUCCUAUUAGAUUGCUAAGCAAAUAUAGAUAGUAGUGGAGCAAUUAACGUAUGGUGCACUUAUAAACAAAAUGGUGACUCAGUGUUUGGGUCACAUAGACUAACGUAUAUGAAUGUGACAUAAUGCUGCUGAAUUAAUAUACUCGUGGGUGUCAGAAUAAAUGCAAAAAUCAGUGAGAAUAGUUAGUGUCAGGCAAGGGAAGGUUGAUGGCUUAAACUGUUUCAUAGUUAACCUGAUAGCAAACUAAAGGCACAAUUAAUGGAAUGGAGAAAGUCCAGAAUAUUUAAUUGGCCAGUAUGGGUCAUCAUACUUUCAUUCACCACAUCCGUACCUUGCUGUUCUUCUUACUAAGGAAUCAGAGAAAAUCAUACAUAGUGAAGUAGUACAGUUUGGUAAACAUUCCUUUAAAAAUAUUAAGGUUGCAGCCACUUAUGAGUAUAGCGAGAAGAGAUGGCUUCAGAUUUUCUGAAUUUCCAGUGUACUUGAGUCUAUUCCAAAAACAGCCUACAACUUUUUUAAACAGCUUGAGGCUAUUAGCGUUCUCGGGUGCUGCUACAAAAUAAUGCAAUAGACUUCAUACAGAGUGGAUAGCAAAGGUUAGGACUCAUUUGAACAAAUAUGUGAACUCCUGCACAAACGUAUGUGGGGUGUGUGUGUGUGAGUUAGUAUAUAGAAGGAUGGGUAGGUGACUUACAGAAAUGGUAAAAGAGAAACUGACAAGUUGACAUUCCAUUUCAGCUUGCUAAACGAGCUCAAAAUACUAGAGUAAAUGAAUCAUUAAGGAAAAUAUAUGAAAAUAUUGUAUGAAAUUACGGAGACGGGAGUAUGACAUCCCAUAAAAUUUUUGUCCUAAAAGAUAAAAUUUGAGAUUUUGUGGCAGAGCUUUUCUUAUGUAACAUUGGCAUUAAGAUUUUGCCCCUUAGAUUGGGGCUGUGAGUGCUGUUUUAGAGUCAUUGUUAUCUAGUCAGUGUGAUAUCAUUACACCUAGAGUUUUGAGUAACCAAUUCUAUGUAGGCUCUUUUAGCCAAGCUGCAUUUAUGGGCAACUUAGAUACAAAAGAUGUAUUAGAAUAGCUUCUUGUGGUAUUCUUAAAAAUAGAAACAGGAAGUAUGGGGAGGAUCCAUUUUGCUGUCCUUAUCAGAUAAACACACAAAGCUGAACAGUUCCUUCAGAAUUUUCUUGAAUUUAAAAAAACAAGAAAAUUUUCUGUCUAUUGUUUAGAAUAUUCUUUUUUUUCUUUUUUUGGGGGGAAGAUCAGCCCUGAGCUAACAUUCAUGCUAAUCCUCCUCUUUUUGCUGAGGAAGACCGGCUCUGAACUAACAUCUAUUGCCAAUCCUCCUCCUUUUUUUCCCCAAAGCUCCAGUAGAUAGCUGUAUGUCAUAGUUGCACAUCCUUCUAGUUGCUGCAUGUGGGACACGGCCUCAGCAUGGCAGGAGAAGCGGUGCGUCGAUGUGUGCCCGGGAUCCGAACCCGGGCCACCAGCAGUGGAGCUCACGCACUUAACUGCUAAGCCAUGGGGCCGGCCCUAGAAUAUUCUUAACAUGUCUUAUAGUAAAUACAAUGUUGAUAAUGAUUCACCUCUGUAAAUGAUUUAUAUAUAUAUAUUUGUACCAUGCUGCCAAAAUCACAAAUCAUUUAUGUUUUUAUUCCUUCUUAAAAAAAGGUGUCAGGAUUAUAUAUGUAUUUCCCAAAUAAAUCUAUUUCGGUAUUAUUUAUGUGGUUUAUUUCACUAAUGAAAUGUAUGAAAAAGAAUAUGUAGAUAAUUUAAUGAUUUUCCAUGGAUUUUAAGAUUGUUGAUUGUUCCUAAUAGGAAGGUACAGUUAUUAGAACUUAUUUAGAAUCAAUUUGGUAUUGGCUUUUGUUCCAAAAAAUGCAUGGACAUGAAAUAGAAGAGUGAUUCUCAAACCUUAUGGCACAUAAAAACAGCCUGAAAAGCUUGCUAGAUUACCAACCUAUAGAUUAUCAACUCCCAGCACUAAGGAGUUCUAAUUCAGGAGACCUGGGAUAUAGCUCUAUAAUCUUCACUGUUAAAAGACACUCCCGCCCCCGAUAAUUUUGAUAUGGGUUUUCCAAUGUAGAGGCUACUUUGGUAUAUGUGGUUUAUUCAGUUUUGCCCACCAAUCAAGACUUUCUAGCCCCCAGAAUAGAUUCUCUAGACUGAGCAUAUCUCUAUCUAUCUAUCUAUCUAUCUAUCUAUCUAUCUAUCUAUCUAUCUAUCUAUACUUUUUUAAAGAGCAGGUUUAGAUUCAGCAAAGUUGAGUGCAAGGUACAAAGAGUUUCCAUUUACCCCGCCCCCCCCACACACAGCGUCCCCCAUCAUCAACAUCCUGCACCAGGAUGGUACAUUUGUUACAAUCAAUGAACCAACAUUCACACAUCAUUAUCAACCAAAGCCUAUAGUUUACAUUAGGGUUUACCCUUGGUGUUGUAAUUCUGUGAGUUUUGACAAACAUAUAGUGACAUGUAUGCUUUAUCACAGUAACCUACAGAAUAGUUUCACUACUCUAAAAAAUCUCCUGUGCUUCAUCUAUUCAUCCUUCCCUCCUUCCCAAGUCCUGGCAACAACUGAUCCUUUUACUGUCUCCAUAGUUUUGCCUUUUCCAGAAUAUGAUAUAGUUGGAACUAUACAGUAUGUAGCCUUUUCCAAUUAGCUUCUUUCACUUAAUAAUAUGCAUUUAAGGUUCUUCCAUGUCUUUUUGUGGCUUGAUAGUUCAUUUGUUUUUAGUACUGAAUAAUAUGCCAUUGUAUGGAUAUAUCACAGUUUAUCCAAUCACCUACUGAAGGACAUCUUCCUUGUUUCCAAAUGUUGGCAAUUAUGAAUAAAAGUGCAUAAUCAUCCAUGUACAGGUUUUUGUUAGACAUCAGUUUUCAACUCAUUUGAGAAAAUACCAAGGAACAUGAUUGCAGGAUCGUAUGGUAAGAGUAUGUUUAGUUUUGUAAGAAACUGCCAAAGUAUCUUCCAAAGUGGCUGUACCAUUUUUCAUUCCCACCAGCAAUGAAUGAGAGUUCCUUUUGCUCCACAUCCUCAUCAACAUUUAGUGUUGUCAGUGCUCUGUAUUUUAUCCAUUCUAAUAGGUAUGUAAGGGUAUCUCAUUGUCCUAAUUUGCAAUUUCCUAAUGACAUAUGAUGUUGAUCAUCUUUUCAUAUACUUGCCAUCUUGUGUAUCUUCUCGGUGAGAUGUCUCUUUAGAUCUUUUGCCCAUUUUUAAAUCGAGUUUUUUUUUUCUUAUUGUUAAGUUUUAAGAGUUCUCUGUGUAGUUUGGGUAACAAUCCUUUAUCAAAUAUGUCUUUUGCAAAUGUUUUCUCCCAUCUGUGGCUUGUCUUCCUAUUCUGCUAGUGGUCAUGUCAUUAUGUUAAUGGUCAUAUCAACACGUAUUUGUUAUUAUGUUUGCUGCUACAUUAGAUUGUGGGCUUCUUAUGGGUGAGGAUUAUGUCACACUCCUCUUUAGUUUCUUAGCCCAA
Molecule: messenger RNA, 5225 nt
Organism: Diceros bicornis minor
Lineage: Eukaryota; Metazoa; Chordata; Mammalia; Perissodactyla; Rhinocerotidae
Gene: BTLA
Product: B and T lymphocyte associated
Exons: 6
Coding region: 215-1126 (303 amino acids)
Biological process (GO): immune response-regulating cell surface receptor signaling pathway
Cellular component (GO): plasma membrane
Molecular function (GO): signaling receptor activity
Source: RefSeq, a predicted model, not a curated record